Osmia bicornis bicornis is the source of this 2457-nucleotide messenger RNA. RefSeq lists its product as uncharacterized. Bases 1 to 2457 code for a protein of 818 amino acids. The record is from RefSeq and is a predicted model, not a curated record. NCBI's taxonomy places the organism in Eukaryota, Metazoa, Arthropoda, Insecta, Hymenoptera, Megachilidae. The transcript has 2 exons.
AUGUCUACAAUCAGCGGUCUCAUCGAACGACAACAAGAACUCUUCACCUCUAUCAGCCGGACAGUUAUUAAUUUGAAAAAAAAGGGCGAAGCCAAUAUCACCGAAACCUACGUCAAAGCACGUCUUUCUAUUCUGACGGACAACUGGGCAGCGUUCCAGCACAAUCACGCAACAAUUUCGGACCAGAAAACUGAGGCCACGAAAAAACUGAGUUAUUUCGUCGACGAUCUUCGAACUCAGUGCGAAGAAAUGGUCAUCGAAAAUCAGUCAAUACUCAACGACUAUUUGGCUCGCUUCACACCGGCCGCUCCAACGUCUCGAAGCGCAGAUUCUCAUCUCAUCGCACCCGGCGAACGAGGCCAUAAACGGGUUGCGGGAACGGCCCAAGUCACUUCACGGAACCAAUAUGGAAAGGUCCAAGUCCAUCAAGCAUCGAUCGCCGCGACGGUGUGCCAAGCUUGCCAAGCCUCACACUUCUUACAAUCGUGUCCGACAUAUCUUGCUAAGACGUUGGAACAGCGCAAAGCAUUUGUUACUCAACAACGGCUCUGCUUUAAUUGUUUGGGGUCCCACCAUCGCAAGUCUUGCCGCUCUACUAGACGCUGCGUUACUUGUAAGGCCCGUCACCACUCCACUCUUCACGAAGCGUCCAAGCCGGUCGUCACGACGACUCCGUCAAAGCCGGAGCAGCCGCCCUCCACGGAGCUGGUCUCCGCACCAACGACAUCUCACUUGGCUGCGCACCAUGGACGGAUGCUGCUGGCAACUGCACUAGUCAAGGUCUCGUCUCCUGGUGGCGACGUCUGCGUCGUCCGCGCCCUCCUUGACCAGGGCUCGGAGGUUUCAUUCGCCACGGAGUCGCUCGCGCAGCAGCUCAGCCUUCCACGUCGUCAGGCUAACGUGCCUGUGUCCGGGAUUGGUGCAGGAAGAACAGUGGUCACCCGGGGAUCCUCCACGUUUAAGAUCUCCUCGCUCAAAGAUCCCCCGUUCGACCUCGAGGUAAAUGCACUUAUUCUGCCCAAGCUAACCGAUUACGUUGUAGAUCGCCAGCUCAAUGUCGCCUAUCUGCCCCACCUCCAUGGGAUUCAACUAGCAGAUCCGGAUCCGUCGCGCCCUAGGCGCAUCGAUUUGAUCCUCGGGGUCGAGGUGUACAACGCUGUGCUGCUCCCGGAAGUCAUACGAGGUCCUCCACACACACCCAUUGCUCAGCGAACGCACCUUGGGUGGAUCGUUUCCGGUCCCACGUCGCAUCAGCCCGAUGACGCAUCGAGUGCAGCACCAUCAAGUCUUCAAUGCAACGUGGACCGCGACCUACUUGACCUGCUACAGCGUUUUUGGGCUCAGGAAGAGUAUUCGACGAACUGUGAGUCCCAAUUGUCUGAAGCUGAUCUGCAAUGCGAACAACAUUUUGUAAAUACACAUAAGCGCGACGAGACCGGGCGGUUCAUUGUUCGCUUACCGUUAUCUCGUGACGUGUCUCACCUCGGCGAUUCUCGCAGCUCCGCGUAUCGAAUAUUAAUGAGUUCCGAACAUCGUCUCUCUAAAAAUCAAACUUUAUGUCACGCGUAUAAUCAAUUCUUAGACGAAUACGAGCAACUCGGUCAUAUGCGCCGCGUUUCGCCCCGUGAUAUCAUAACCAGAUCGUCGUAUUACUUACCGCAUCACGGGGUUUUUCGCGACACCAGCUCCACAAAAAUUCGCGUUGUAUUCAACGGAUCGCACAAAACCUCGUCCGGUUACUCCUUAAAUGAUUGUCUUCAUUCUGGUCCGAAACUGCAAAAUGAUCUCGCCGAUAUCUUGCUGCGCUGGAGACAAUACGCGUUCGCGUUUUCGGCGGAUGUUGAAAAAAUGUAUCGUCAGAUCCGCGUUCAUCCUGACGAUCAAGCGUUGCAGCGCAUUCUGUGGCGGCGCAAUUCUUCCGCCCCUGUAUCAGAAUUUUCACUCACUACCGUAACAUACGGACUCGCGUGUUCGCCAUACUUAGCGCUUCGGUGCAUGCGUCAGCUCGCGAUAGAUAACGGUAAUGAAUUACCUCUUGCACGCACUAUUCUCUUCACUGAAACAUAUGUCGACGACGUGCUCUCCGGUGCCCACAGUAUCGAAGAGGGGCGAGAAAAGGUCUCUCAAAUCUGUCGUCUUCUUGAGCGUGGUGGCUUUCAUCUGCACAAAUGGACCGCGAAUUCCGAUGAACUAAUUUCUAAUGUGAGUAGUUUAGUCGAAUCGAAAUCUGAACGUGCAUUAAAUCCAGAUACAUCGCACCGAGCGCUAGGACUGUUAUGGAACAUAGAUCGCGACGCGUUUGUAUUUUCAUUCAGUGCGAGCAGUCAAUCACCCGUUACUAAACGCACAGUAUUGUCAACAGUGUCUCAGCUGUUCGACCCGCUCGGAUGGAUCGCGCCAGUUAUCGUUCACGGUAAAAUUCUUAUGCAAGAAUUAUGGACGCUGCAAAUGGGAUAG